Saprolegnia diclina VS20 is the source of this 2091-nucleotide messenger RNA. RefSeq lists its product as hypothetical. NCBI's taxonomy places the organism in Eukaryota, Oomycota, Saprolegniomycetes, Saprolegniales, Saprolegniaceae. The record is from RefSeq and is a predicted model, not a curated record. The coding region runs from base 8 to 1990 and encodes 660 amino acids. The transcript is spliced from 4 exons.
CGGAUCCAUGGCACCGGACCGGGAGGCAACUGCGGGGGCGCCGCUGACCUCGCGCCGCAUCUGCUUCACUCUCUUCUCGUACGUGCUCUUUUUUACAGACAUUCCUCGGAGCGGACUCGGCUACGAAACGCUGCCGUACCCCCUCUACUCGCAAGUUACCGAGACCAUCUACUCCAGCUGGGGACCGUACGACUAUAAGAUCAUUGCCAUCACGCGCAACAGCUCUGGGUCGCUCGUCGCAUCCGAUGGAACCACCACCGUCUCUGGCGCUACGAUCUGGAGCUACAAGUACGACACGUGCUCGAUUGGCCUGCGCGCACUCGUGCAGCACUUUGCGAUUCCUGGCUGGAAUCCGUGUUUGCUGUACGCAACACAUUGUGCCAGCGACGCUGUCGUCGACGCGGCAUCGCUCUUUACGAUGCUGGACAACGUCGUCACGACGAUUGCGGGGCUGAACGACGACGGCGCGUCACUCCGACUGCAGUACAUGUACAACGACGUGAUCCACGACGCGGCUUCGUUCACCAACGCCUUUAUGAACCGCGAGCUGCGCACUGUGCGGGCGUUCCAUCUCGCAUCGCCACACGAUCUCUGCGACCCGCAUCGCGCAAGACGGCCGUCCUUUUGCGACCAGGCGUGGGCUAAUUUCUCGAGCCUUGCGCCCAGUGCGAGCCUGGAAGGCGUCGCCAAGGCCAUUGAAGCUCGGUUUGCCGCCAAAGUCGCGACACUGGAUGGCGUCCAGCAAAUCGCCGAGAUGAUUGUGCUCGAGUGCGCGGCGGACUUUCGCCCGUGGGUCGGCGGCAUCUCGCGCGCACAGCCCCAUGAUUUUGAUGUCGUGACCUUUUUACGGGUGCGCAACUGCUCGACGACCUGCAAAACCGUGUACGUCGACGACUUUCGGUACGAAGGAUCGCUCUUCCGCACCAACGUCGUCUAUUGGUACCGUCUCAUUCGACUCCUCCGAUUGGUCGGCCAAACGUACAACAUUGUCCGCACCUUGAUGCUCUUUUUUGGGUGCUACGUGGCCGCCGGUCAGAAGCUCCGGUCCGCGCUGCGUCUCUUUUUGUCGAUACCUGCCCAAGUGAUUAUCUAUGGCAGCUGGUUGCCCGUCGUCGUCUUUGCACUAGCGCACGCGAUUGAUAGCGCCAUGGUCUACUGCGUUGUCUACCGCGCGUUUGCGACGCUCAACGGCGAUUUUGCUUUGAGCGGGGAAUUCGCGUAUUUUCUGACGCGGGCGCUGACGUGUCACAUGCGCAACCUCUGGGUCUUCUCGGUGGUCACCAAGAUGCUCUUGUACAGCUCGACGUGGGUUCGAACCCAGCACCUCCUCGGGUUUCGCGGCUACGUGCUCGCACUGAUUUCAUUCUCGGCCAUCUUUUUCGACGUGCGACUGCUCAUGCUUCGAAAUGCCAACGUGCUCUUGCACACGCGGGUCGCACCAAGCCAAACGGUGCAGCUGAUUCGGUACCAGCACACGCUGCCGACCAAUAGCCGCCUCUGGGGACUCUACCUCGACGCCACGAGCCUCGUCCUCUCGUUCUUCGUACUGCGCGUGCUACUGCGCCUAUGCGGUGUCGCUCGGCUUUGCGACUAUACGUUUGUGCCGUACGCAGCGACAGCAUACGCCAACACGACGCUCUUCAGCGCCGCGUGGAGCUCGCUCUUUGUCAGUCUCGAUGAUCCCGUGUCGGUCAACGCUGUCGUUGCGCCGCACUGGAUUCUCUUCCCAAAGCUACCGCAGCACGUGCUUAUCAAUCUUGUGUGGAUGACGGACCCGAUUGAGUUCGGCAGCCAGUACUGCCGCACCGUGCCGCUCGAAAAAGGGCGCGUGUAUGUCUACCUUGAGCGAGUCUCGGGCAAUGUGCUCUACCAUCCGUGGAGCGUCAACGAACUCGAAGGCGUCGUCGAAGAUGUGUCAAGCUCGGUGCACCUACUGCGCGUGGACCGCCUCUGGGAGCUGCCGUGGAUCGAUCGCAUUCACUGCAGUUAACGAGGACCCUAACCCUAUGACCACAUAUCAGCUGAUGUGGCUCGCAGGAGGAACUUGUUGAGCGUGCGAGCACCAGUGCGACCUUGCUCCUUGGAUCUCCA